Molecule: messenger RNA, 723 nt
Organism: Nakaseomyces glabratus
Lineage: Eukaryota; Fungi; Ascomycota; Saccharomycetes; Saccharomycetales; Saccharomycetaceae
Gene: OPI10
Product: Opi10p
Biological process (GO): protein import into nucleus
Cellular component (GO): nucleus; cytosol
Molecular function (GO): nuclear import signal receptor activity
Source: RefSeq, a predicted model, not a curated record
AUGUUUGCUGCAAUUGCUUCUGGUAACCCAUUGCAGAUGAGCGAGGAAGUUCCAAACUCCAAUGGAAUGCAACAUACUAUUGUACUGAGCUCUACAAAACCCAAGAAUUACUCUCACAUAUCAUUGUUUAUAUUACCCAAUGUGACCUUCCCUGCGGAGUACAUAGCAACCGUUUACUUCAAGUUGACCCCAACAGAGGAUUUCAAACUGUUUGGCUACUUGAGCACCGAGAAGCCUAGUGCUAUCUUCAAGGUCAAACUCCCCCAGAGCCAAACUACGCCCACUCCCAAUGAUGGCCUAGGGGAGAUCGACAUGGGGGAUGACGAUGACAUCAGCAUGCCAGCUAACGGACCUACAACUAAUCAUAACAUAUCUCAGUUGAUCAUAGGUAUAUCUAUAGAGAACAGAAAUGAAGGAAUGACGAAGAUAAUGGAAUGGAAGCAGCAACAACAGUUGGCCAGUAGUACCGGUACGAACUCUCUAGUGCUAGCCCGCGGGAACAACAAUCUGGGUAUAAAUACAGUAGGCCAACUGGCAAAAGUGUACCCUUUACUUACUCAAGAAUUGGCAGGCAAAAUUGUACAGCAUGCCUAUAAUUACUUGACCGGUUUUCUAGAUGACAAUGGAAACGUAUCCAUAAAAAGAUUUGAUGGCUGGUGGGACAAGUUUAAGAAUAGGCUAGCUAACGAUGGGUCGUUCCUGGACGAGGUUACUGCAACAUGA